Messenger RNA from Rhipicephalus sanguineus (brown dog tick), 2064 nucleotides. It is a transcript of the gene veli, whose product is annotated as protein lin-7 homolog C. The transcript has 5 exons. The record is from RefSeq and is a predicted model, not a curated record. Gene Ontology annotation, molecular function: protein binding. Gene Ontology annotation, cellular component: cell-cell junction; synapse; basolateral plasma membrane. Gene Ontology annotation, biological process: maintenance of epithelial cell apical/basal polarity; protein localization to basolateral plasma membrane; neurotransmitter secretion. The coding region runs from base 68 to 664 and encodes 198 amino acids. NCBI's taxonomy places the organism in Eukaryota, Metazoa, Arthropoda, Arachnida, Ixodida, Ixodidae.
CAGUAGCCAAGAACUAGCCAAGUGAUUCCGAAGCCACAAGCCAAGCUUCUCUAUGUGAAAACAAAACAUGGCCGCCGUCGGAGAGAGUUUGAUGCUCGAGAGAGACAUCAAGCGGGCCUGCGAGCUUCUGGAGAAACUUCAGCGCAGUGGCGAAGUCCCAGCGCAGAAGCUCGCUGCACUUCAAAAGGUUCUACAGAGUGAAUUCUGCAACGCCGUGCGAGAAGUGUACGAACAUGUCUACGAAACCGUCGACAUCUCUGGAAGUCCCGACAUUCGGGCCAGUGCCACGGCCAAGGCAACAGUGGCAGCAUUUGCAGCUAGCGAAGGUCACGCGCACCCACGAGUUGUGGAACUGCCCAAAACUGACGAGGGACUUGGCUUCAACGUGAUGGGGGGCAAGGAGCAGAAUUCGCCCAUCUACAUAUCGCGUAUCAUCCCAGGGGGUGUGGCUGACCGUCAUGGGGCCCUCAAGCGCGGUGACCAACUGCUCUCGGUCAACGGUGUGAGUGUUGAAGGCGAGAACCACGAGAAGGCAGUGGAGCUCCUGAAGGCAGCCCAAGGUACGGUCAAGCUCGUCGUUCGCUACACCCCCAAGGUACUGGAGGAGAUGGAGAUGCGAUUCGACAAGCAGCGCGCCACUCGUCGUCGGGUAAAUGCCUCUUGAACACCUUCGGAGGCUGAAGCAGGACCUGUUUAGACACGACGAUGCAGCAUUUUAACCUACUUACCCCUUCCUUUGCGUAACCUACUUGUCCUUUCCAGGGAGUGGUUCUUCAACAUUACGACAGUUCAGGCAGUGUACGAGAUUUCGUUCUCUCUCACUUGGGAUUGUAGAAAUAUUGCUGCUCUCUGCAGAACCCAUUGUAGAGAAUGUGCACAGAUAUGUACACAAUUUCUUGCUGCCAGACUAUCUGUACUUUUACUAGUGGCCUCAGUGUGUCAUAUAUUAUGUGCUAAGUUUGAUACAUAAAAAUAUUAAGUAUAGAAAGCGUAACUGCUUUAAAAUAAGCUAGAUUGAGGUUUCAGCUUCAGACAGUUCGGAAGACCAGUUGCUCAUUAAUUAAUUACUAAAGUAAUAAAUAUAUAACUCAAAUGGCAUUUCAUUGUUUAAUUUGCAUUAGUGUACUUUCUGAGGCCAGAAAUAAAGGAGUUCAAGUUUUAAUUUGUUUGUUAUGUGGAAAUGUGUUUGGGUGUUACACAUGGCUGUGCAAUGCUUCACAUUCAUAAUUUUACUCUUGUCCGUGUAUUUUUGAUUUACAUGUAGGGGCUUCAUGCGUGGUGAUGCUUUCAUUGCCCAUUUGUUGGAGGAAUCAUGGCUAACGCGCACUGCUUGCAGAUUCAUGAAGAGGUAGUCAGUUUUCAAAUGAAAGUGAACACUCUUUUUGACCUCGGUUUUCUGACAUGUGCAAGUAUUUAAUCCUGACCCACUUUCGUGCAUGGUUUGCUUACGAUCCAAUUUGUGGUGCUGUUAUCUGCUGUGGAGCAGUGGCGAAACUGAAACAGUGUGGAAAUUUGGUAAAUUGCCUCAUUCUACCUGUUUUCGCUUAUGAAGGAAUUUAUCUGCCACCAUUGUCAAGGAACUAGGUCACAGCCUCUUAAGGGGGUACACUGCUCUUAAAAAUUCUUUAUUUCUUGAUCGAUUUUGAUGAAACUCCCUGAGUUUAUGUACAUUUGUGUGUUGAUUUCAAAUAUGCAGUAAUUUUACCAGCAUAUUGUGUAGUUUUUAAAAUACGAAGUAUUUCAUGUGCCCAUUGGGGAGCAAGAUUUCUUCCAAACUAAGAGAGUUACAAAGUAAAUCGGCAUAUCUCAAUAAUCUGGAAUCAGAGCUGUGUGCAGUGCAACAAAAAUGGAUGUUCUAAACCCAUUGGAACAAAAUUUAUUGCAUGUUGAGCAUUCAAUUCAUCACUGAGUCAAUUUCAAAUUGGGAUUUCACUCGUGAAUGUUCAACAUCCUCUUUGAUAAGGCAUAUCAUCUUACUGCAUUAAAUCGUAAUGUGACAUAAAGCAUUGUGGCUGUUGCUCUACAGUAGAAUUUCAUUGUAAACUGUACUCGUGGUAGUACUAG